Babesia ovata is the source of this 753-nucleotide messenger RNA. RefSeq names its product nuclear factor NF2, putative. Bases 1 to 753 code for a protein of 250 amino acids. The record is from RefSeq and is a predicted model, not a curated record. NCBI's taxonomy places the organism in Eukaryota, Apicomplexa, Aconoidasida, Piroplasmida, Babesiidae. The transcript has 3 exons.
AUGGAUGCCAUAGCGACUCUACAGAGCGAAAUUCGCGCGCUCCUGCGCAAGCGCCGUGAUCUGAAGUCGACGAUCCGUAGAAUCUCGUCACAGGUUGACAGUGAUGCGCCUGUAACCCUGCUGUCAACCAAAGCAUCAUCGGAAGCCACCAAUGAGGGGAAGCGCAAGCUGCAGGAAAAGAUGGAGGUGGACGAGGAAACGGAAAAGCGACCCAAGUUGGAGUCCACUGAAGAGCACGUCGCGGGUCACAAACGGAUCCUUCGCACGAGCAUACUUGCGCACUUGCAACGUGCUAAGGAUGCGCUCUUCAAGGAACGCGAGAAGGAAAGCGUUAGUCUACUUCACGUCAGCUCCAUUAGUGCGCAGACCAUCAAGCAUAUAGAGAAGGAGCAGCACGUAGCGUCCAAGCUCGCCGAGCAGGAACGCACGAAGCUGGAGGAGUUAUCGCAUGAGCUCCGCGAGCAGUUGGGUGCGAGCGAGGAGCAGCUGCGUGGCGUGGAAGCGGAGCUUUCGGUGAAGAACAAUGAACUGAUGGUCGGUGUUAACAUGUCUACCCCUAAAUGCGCGCAGAAGGCGAGCCUGACACAGCACUACGGGCACAUGUCCAACUUCAUCGCCACAAAAACGCAGCCUAGCAUCUUCUGGGUCCCACGAAACUUCAACCCCGAGCUGGAGUCGCUGCGCGGGUGCACGCAGCAGUUCGUUGCGGAGAAGGUGGCCUCCAUCGCAUCCACUGACUACUUCAAGACUUAG